CGAAACGCAGCCGUUCCAUGCCCGGAAGCGAAAAGGGCUUCCGCCAACCUGGAGAGCUUCCGAUGCCAAGCCCAAAGCAAAUGAACCUAUUGCCUUAGCACUUCCAAUCGACGUGCUGCCAUUACGCAGAGAACAGCUAUUGCUCGACAGACCACAACACCUUCCGACGUAGAGAGCAGACGAGUGCAGUUUGACUGGCGGGUACCCGGUCUCUGCAUUGAGGAGGUUCUCGUCUACAAGUGCGCCUCGGUGCGCCUUUGUCCUCCAGCCAUGUCGACCAUCUCUCCUCACGUCAAGACCGUCCGGUCUCUUUACCGACGCUCAUUGAGGCUAGCUCUUGACUGGGCCGUGCAGCGAAGUCUCUGGCGUGGACAAGCAGUCUACAUCCGUUCCCUCUUCGAUGCCAACAGAAGCGUAACCGACCCAAGACACCAAAGAGUACUAUUCACGGAGACGGAGAAAUUAUUAGCAAAAUGGAAGCACCCUGAUCCAUAUAGACCACCAACGGCUCCAGGAGGUUCCAAAUUCGAGAGAAACCUCCCGGCGCCAGAUCUGCCACCACCAUCCAGAGAGUUUGUAAAGAGGUUAUGAGGAUCCAUGCGCAUAUCGAAGUUUAGCAUUGUACAUAUUGUCAUUAGUGGAUCAGGCCUUUUGAUGCAGACCCUGAGGCAAUGGAAAGGCCUUACUUGAUCACCCUGUGAUCUGGUUCUUUGCGCAGAGCUCUUCCCAGAGCGUUGCCUUCUGUCAGCUUUGACGUUUCUGGACUUGCUGCCUGAACAAUCCGUCAAUUCGAAUCCUCAAUGUCCAGGUUCUUGUACUGUUUGGAAAGGACUGAUCUUGCCGCGCAACGCUCGCACUAGUGGAACUACAUUACGGCCGCUGACACGCGCUUCCGCAAUGUUUUGACCUGAUUACGCGAUGCUUCACCUAAACUGGGAGAAAGACUCAGGAGUCUUGCAAGCACAAUAGGAAACGAACAAAAUGUUUGGUGAUGAUUUGCCAUUGUCUGUGGAUCAUGAAUUUGCUCUUCAUCAACACAGCUUUCGUUGCAAAGCU
Exophiala viscosa is the source of this 1056-nucleotide messenger RNA. RefSeq names its product NADH dehydrogenase 1 beta subcomplex 9. The coding region runs from base 271 to 591 and encodes 106 amino acids. Gene Ontology annotation, biological process: mitochondrial electron transport, NADH to ubiquinone. The transcript is spliced from 4 exons. The record is from RefSeq and is a predicted model, not a curated record. NCBI's taxonomy places the organism in Eukaryota, Fungi, Ascomycota, Eurotiomycetes, Chaetothyriales, Herpotrichiellaceae.